AUGACGCAAGAAGGAAACGAGAUAUCAAUCCCAGUUGCUGUGCACUGGGAUUCAUUCAAUACAAGCAACAAUUUGCUGUUGCAACUUAAACAAGAACUUAUAGCUGAACGACAAAAAAGUAUGAUUCUCGCUACAGCAUUACUGCAAGAGAAACACAAAAGUUUCAGCCUCCAGAAUUAUCUAGCAUCGAUAGCCAGCGACUGCAAGAAAAAUAUGCCAAGGGUAAGCAGCUCUGAAUCGCUCGCAAGCACCGCGGUAGAUGAAGAUGAAGAAAAGCCGCUCAUAGGAAUUUAUUCACCAGCUGUUAGGAAAGAAAAAAUUCAAAGAUACAAGGAUAAAAUUAAAAGGUAUCGGCAAAAAGUGCAUGUAUCCAGAAGUUUCUCGGGGAGAAGUUCAGUAGCUAAGCAAAAACUACGCAUUAAAGGAAAAUUCGUGAAAAGCAGCGAGUAA
Molecule: messenger RNA, 450 nt
Organism: Blepharisma stoltei
Lineage: Eukaryota; Ciliophora; Heterotrichea; Heterotrichida; Blepharismidae
Source: the annotation of a GenBank genome assembly